AUGGGGACCGCAAUGGCCCUGGAAGGCCGGAGCCUAGCCAUCUUUAUUGUCUCAAUUGUUAUGAUGACGCUUUCCAUUGCCACCGUCUCAUUACGGACAUUUGUUCGUUUGAAGGUUAUUCGAGCCUUCGGUUGGGAUGACGCUUCAAUGAUUACUGCAAUGUGGUGGUGGCUUGGUCAAAUGCUUUAUGUGUGGACCUCUGCUGCAGCCAAGAUAUCUAUCGCCCUUGCACUUCUUCGACUGACUAUUCGGAGAAGCCAUCGGAUAAUAUUGUGGUGCACUACAAUCGUCACAAUAUCGAUUGGGCUUAUGUUUUGGCUCCUGUUACUCUUUGACUGUUGGCCUAUCUCCUUCUUUUGGCGACAGGUGGAUCGCACAAGUCAGGGGAAAUGCCUUUCUAAGGCAGUGCUCUUGAAUUCCGCUUAUGUUUACAGCUCUUUAACAAUAUUGUGCGACCUAACGUUGGGUAUAUUGCCCGCAUUCCUAGUGUGGAGACUGCAGAUGAAUUGCCGGACAAAACUCGCAGUAGGGGGAAUUUUCAGCCUCGGGGCACUUGCUAGCGUGGCAGUGGCUGGCCGGGUCCCAUUUUUGCGAUAUUAUUCCGAUCAAAACUUUCUUUACUCCACCUGGCAGAUCGCGAUUUGGUCCGUCGUCGAGACUGGCCUUGGCAUUACAGCGGGUAGUCUCAUCACUCUCCGUCCCUUAUUCCGCUGGCUUCUGGAUGAAAACAGUGCUCCCUCUGAAGAUACCCACCAAGAGGAUCCACUAAGACAGUAUCCACUGCGACUCCUGAGCAGCGACGGCUUGAAGAAAUCCCAAGACACGAAAUACUGGCGACCUGACAUUGACCUUGACGACACUAAAGGCAUGUUGAUCACAGUGUCGUCACCAAGGAGGAAGAAAUUUAGUCUCAGCAACAGCAGCCAAGAAGCUCUGCAUGCAGAACCCAGUCCCACACUUUCGCCCAACCGUGUGACUGUCCAAAAAACAUUCAUACACGUUGUAUCCGAGCGACCAAAAUAG
Penicillium salamii is the source of this 1023-nucleotide messenger RNA. The record is from the annotation of a GenBank genome assembly. Lineage: Eukaryota; Fungi; Ascomycota; Eurotiomycetes; Eurotiales; Aspergillaceae.